UGCAGCAGCCUCUCCUCUCCUUCUCUCCUCUCCUCGGCUGGUCGCUCCUGCCUCCCCGCCUGCCUCAGCUCAGCAGCGGUGUGGUCGCUUCGAUCGAGCGCUAACAGAAAAGGAGAAAAAAACCCACUUGGUAUCGAAAGGCCUCCCACCUCUUUCCAAACCCUUCUACAGUCACUGCGGAUACAGGAACAGAAAAAACAACACAAACACAGAGCAGCUUUACGUCGACUUUAAUUCGCUCUUGUUUUAUCCGAACGCUUCGGUAGAAAAGCCAAUCCUCAUAAUGGCGACAGCUGCGGUGUCUGCCCCUGCUGGCUGCGGCCCCAGCCCCGGCCCAGGAACCGAGCUGGUCCGCGGACAGGCCUUCGACGUCGGGCCUCGGUACAGCAACCUCUCCUACAUCGGGGAAGGAGCCUACGGCAUGGUGUGCUCUGCUUACGACCGGGACAACAAGAUCCGCGUGGCCAUCAAAAAGAUCAGCCCCUUCGAGCACCAGACCUACUGCCAGCGCACCCUGAGAGAAAUCAAAAUCCUGCUGCGCUUCAAGCACGAGAACAUCAUCGGAAUCAAUGACAUCAUCCGGGCGCCGACCAUCGAUCAGAUGAAGGACGUAUAUAUCGUCCAGGAUCUCAUGGAGACGGACCUCUACAAGCUCCUGAAGACUCAACACCUGAGCAACGACCACAUCUGCUACUUUCUCUAUCAGAUCCUACGAGGGCUCAAGUACAUCCACUCUGCCAACGUCCUGCACCGGGACCUGAAGCCCUCAAACCUUCUUCUCAACACCACCUGUGAUCUCAAGAUCUGUGACUUUGGUUUGGCUCGCGUGGCUGAUCCUGAUCACGACCACACUGGGUUUCUAACAGAGUAUGUCGCCACACGUUGGUACAGAGCUCCAGAAAUCAUGCUUAACUCCAAGGGCUAUACAAAGUCCAUAGACAUCUGGUCGGUGGGGUGCAUCCUGGCUGAGAUGCUGUCAAAUAGACCAAUCUUCCCUGGAAAGCACUACCUGGAUCAGCUCAACCACAUUUUGGGUAAAUAUUGUUUCUAUAUCCAGAGUCCCAAAAAAAUAUUGUUUCCCUUUUGGGGUGUUCUUACAGUUUUCAAACUGAAAAUAAGACACUAACGGUAGGUUUCAAAG
Molecule: messenger RNA, 1141 nt
Organism: Cyprinodon tularosa
Lineage: Eukaryota; Metazoa; Chordata; Actinopteri; Cyprinodontiformes; Cyprinodontidae
Product: mitogen-activated protein kinase 1-like
Exons: 5
Coding region: 284-1126 (280 amino acids)
Biological process (GO): intracellular signal transduction; protein phosphorylation
Cellular component (GO): nucleus; cytoplasm
Molecular function (GO): MAP kinase activity; ATP binding
Source: RefSeq, a predicted model, not a curated record